AUAAAUUAAAAUUGCACAAACUAAUGAACUAAAGCAUCUCCAUCACCGGCGCAUCAAAAGCAAUAGCAGAACCCCACUCUCCGCCGUCACACUUCAGCCAUGGCGACGCUAAAAGAGAUCUUAACACGCCGCCCUAUCUCAGCCACGAUCCGUCUCACCGUCGAUGCCGGAGCAGCUAAGCCCGGCCCACCAGUAGGACCGGCCCUCGGUCAGUACAAGCUGAACUCCAUGGCAUUCUGCAAGGACUUCAACGCUAGGACACAGAAGUUCAAGGCUGGAACACCAAUGGCGGUGACUAUAACCGCAUUCAAGGACGGGACUUUCGAUUUCAUUGUUAAGUCUCCGUCAGUAACUUGGUACUUAAAGCAGGCUGCUGGAAUUGAUCUGGGAAGUGGCCGACCGGGCCAUGUAACGGCGUCGACUUUAACCCUAAAGCACGUUUAUGAAAUUGCUAAAAUCAAGCAGAGUGACCCCUUUUGCCAGUACAUGCCUUUGGAGUCAAUUUGUAAGUCUAUUAUUGGGACGGCGAAUUCUAUGGGGAUUAAAGUUCAGAAAGAGCUGGAUUGAUUGAAACAUACUGAACCUUCGUGUGGGUAUUUCUGUAUCUUUUUUUUUGUAAGAUUUGGAAAUGAGAGUGAUAAAGUUGUUUAAAGCAAUGAUUUUGUUGUGUAAGGAAGCAUGAUAUGGAUUAUGGAUGUUUUCAAAGCAAUAAAGAUAGCUUUUUCUGAA
Solanum dulcamara is the source of this 729-nucleotide messenger RNA. RefSeq lists its product as uncharacterized. NCBI's taxonomy places the organism in Eukaryota, Viridiplantae, Streptophyta, Magnoliopsida, Solanales, Solanaceae. The record is from RefSeq and is a predicted model, not a curated record. Bases 100 to 567 code for a protein of 155 amino acids. Gene Ontology annotation, molecular function: large ribosomal subunit rRNA binding; structural constituent of ribosome. The transcript has a single exon. Gene Ontology annotation, cellular component: large ribosomal subunit; ribosome. Gene Ontology annotation, biological process: translation.